AAACGGCGGAGAUUUAUCCGUUCAUUCCCUCCCACGAUUCAGAAUUGAACUUGUCUCUGGGCGCCUUUGCUUCCCUCUUCAAUCGAAUAGACUAAAAUGCAACUAUCGACAGAAAUGGCCAUAGCCGCUGUAGAUGAGGCACUGUCAAUGUUGAACGACGAGCUUAACCAAUACUGCCCUUGCGCGGUGGACGACCUGUUGAUCGAACUGACUUGGUUGAAGGGUUUCCUCGCAGACGGCCAACAAACGACGGCGGGGAGGAAGAGGGCCGACAUCUGGUCGCCUAUAAUUCAGCGUUUGGCCCUUUGUGCGGUCAAUCUCCAGCCGGCCGGCGGCUGGAUUCCACCUGGUCUAGAGCCUUUGGCCGUUAAAGGGCUCACCCAGAAACUCUCUAAACUCAGAGAAAAACUCUGUCCGUUUCACUCUAGUCCCGUGGAAGCUGACUUAUCAUCUUUUCUUCCCAAUGUUCCAGAUUCGCCUCCAUCUUCCGCUAAGAGUGUUAAAUUGUCAGCCUGGGGAGGACCUGGAGGAACUGUUUGGGAUUACAAGUUUGAUGGUGCAUUAAAACAGAUUACUAUUGUUAAUGGUGAGGUUGUUGAAUCUUUGAGCUUCAUUACCCUGAAGCCAGACGGUCUGUUAAAGACUUUAAAAGUUGGAGGAUGUGGUCCACGUGGAGCUUAUAAAACCAGUGAGGUAAAUAUCAAUGGAACAUCGGAGAGGUUGAUUGGAAUAAGCGGAACGCACGGGUUUUUCUCUCCUAACGUUGUGAUAAAAUCAAUCGCAUUUCGAACCAACUUGAAUGUAUAUGGACCAUAUGGCUCGAAUGAUGGUGCACCGUUCGAGUAUGUGGUUGAGAAGGGUGGGAAGAUUGUUGGACUACAUGGGCGCUGCGGUUGGCUUGUUGACUCAAUUGGCGUUCAUUAUUGUCCCUAACCUAGUUAGUAAUUUCAUAAUCUCAGUUUUUUUUUGCGUUUGAAUUAACAACCUUUUAUCCUGAUGGUUCUGAAGCUACAAUCUUGGUAUUGUACAUUUGGCAUUUUUUUUGUGUAUUACGACUUCUGUAAGUUUAUUCUUUUUUGAUAUUAUGCAAAUCGUGUCUGGUUGAAGUUUGUAAGUUUAUUCUUUUUUGAUAUUAUGCAAAUCGUGUCUGGUUGAAGUUUGUAGAACACAUCAUACAAGUCACACAGUUCUAACGUACAUAUACUCCGUACAUAGGAUUUUUGCUAAAC
Molecule: messenger RNA, 1229 nt
Organism: Cuscuta epithymum
Lineage: Eukaryota; Viridiplantae; Streptophyta; Magnoliopsida; Solanales; Convolvulaceae
Source: the annotation of a GenBank genome assembly